Messenger RNA from Glycine soja, 998 nucleotides. RefSeq names its product LOB domain-containing protein 41-like. The coding region runs from base 97 to 795 and encodes 232 amino acids. NCBI's taxonomy places the organism in Eukaryota, Viridiplantae, Streptophyta, Magnoliopsida, Fabales, Fabaceae. The record is from RefSeq and is a predicted model, not a curated record. Gene Ontology annotation, biological process: regulation of gene expression. The transcript has 2 exons.
AACCAUAAGUCAUCCUCAUUCAUGAUAGUAAUAAGUACUUAAGAAUUCCAUUUAGGGACUUCCCAAACACGUCACUAAUCGUAUCAACAAUUCACCAUGCGCUUGAGCUGCAAUGGAUGCCGCGUUCUCCGCAGAGGGUGCACCACUGAGUGCCCCAUUCGCAUCUCCCUCCAAUGGAUCAAUUCCCCUAACUCCCAAUCCAACGCAACCCUCUUCCUUGCAAAGUUCUAUGGCCGCCAAGGCCUCCUCACCCUCCUCACCAACGCUCCCUCACAACUACAACAAGCCGUUUUAAAAUCUUUGCUUUACGAAGCAUGCGGUCGAAUAGUGAACCCGGUUCUCGGCUCGACCGGGUUGCUCUCCACCGGGAAUUGGCAUUUGUGCGAAGCCGCGGUCAAAGCCGUUCUUAAUGGCGCGCCGAUUGAGCAGGCUCCUUUGGACGGCGCCACAAGCCUGCAGCUCAAGGCUUGUAAUAUUCGCCACGUGGCAAAGAGUGAUAAAUCGUGCGGCUCUGAUACACUUCGCAAGGUGAAGUCUCGCACCACCACGUUCAAGCGCCGAGCCGCAAAGUCCAGAGUCGAGUCAGUUGUGGCUGAGUUGGCUGAAAGCGAGUUAGAUGGUCAUGGUUCGAUGAGUCAUGACUCAGGAUCCGGGGUGACUCGGAUGAGUGAGAACAAAAUCGUUGGAGGGGAAGCCGAUAGCGGCUCCGUGCAGAGUGUGGGGCCGGCACGAGCCGAUGGUGGAGAAAUGGAACUUCAAUUAACAUUGGGGUGGGGUCCACUGAAGAGACAAUGAUGACGCCACGUGUAGGGCUUGAUCUCUCUGGCUAGUAGGGUUGGUGUUAGCUAGUGGUGAAAUAUGUUUUUUUUAUCUUCACCCCGUUUAGUUAUAUGAUAAUAUUUUUGAAUUUUUCACAUAUACAUCGUGAAAAUUGUUUGUAGGAGCAUUUUUUUUAUAUUAUAAAUUACAAAAGAAAACAAUUAAUUAAGCUUUUCCAA